AUGGGUGAACCUCAGCAAGUGAGUGCACUCCCUCCACCACCAAUGCAAUUCAUCAAGGAAUAUACAGAUGAAAACAUCCAGAAAGGUCUAGCUCCUAAGCCUCCACCUCCAAUAAAGGACAGUUAUAUGAUGUUUGGCAAUCAGUUCCAGUGUGAUGACCUUAUCAUCCGCCCUUUGGAAAGUCAGGGCAUUGAACGACUUCACCCUAUGCAGUUUGAUCAUAAGAAAGAACUAAGAAAACUCAAUAUGUCUAUCCUUAUUAACUUUUUAGAUCUUCUAGAUAUCUUGAUUAGGAGUCCUGGAAGCAUAAAACAAGAAGAAAAGCUAGAAGACCUUAAGCUGCUUUUUGUCCAUGUGCAUCAUCUUAUAAAUGAAUACAGACCCUGCCAAGCAAGGGAGACGCUCAGAGUCAUGAUGGAGGUACAGAAAAGGCAGUGCCUUGAAACAGCUGAAAGAUUUCAGAAGCACUUGAAACGAGUUAUUGAAAUGAUCCAGAAUUGCCUGUCUUCUUUACCAGAUGAUUUGCCUCAUACAGAAGGAGGAAUGAGGUUAAAAACUGAGCCAAUGGAUACUGAUGACAGCAAAAAUUGUACUGGACAAAAUGAACAGUGA
Messenger RNA from Phascolarctos cinereus (koala), 612 nucleotides. Its product is annotated as mediator of RNA polymerase II transcription subunit 7-like. Gene Ontology annotation, cellular component: mediator complex. Gene Ontology annotation, biological process: regulation of transcription by RNA polymerase II. NCBI's taxonomy places the organism in Eukaryota, Metazoa, Chordata, Mammalia, Diprotodontia, Phascolarctidae. Gene Ontology annotation, molecular function: transcription coregulator activity. The record is from RefSeq and is a predicted model, not a curated record.